AUGGCGAACAUAACCAAUACUUUAGAUAAACUCUGGAGAAGAUUUUAUCAUAUUGCAGUGGUACUUUCAAAAGAAAAUUCUUCGUGCCAUGUGAAUAUUGACCAUCAAAUAAUAUUUACUAUUUUUGAUGAAUUAAAAAUGGAAGUGCGGAAAACGAUUGAGACAAUUAAAAAAGGUCUUCUGUCUAGUCGGCCAAUGAUUUUUAGUCGAGAUCAACUGGAAGAUUAUGUCAAACGUAUUGAAUUUGCCAAUGAAAUUAUGUUGAAUUUAGAUUAUCUAGUGAAAUUAACAUUCGAUGCUUAUAUUACUUUUAUAAGUACACAUUGGGAAACAAAGGGAAAUUUUGAAUCACAAGAACAGCAAAGAAUUUUAUCUGACCGAUAUGAUAUGCCAAUGACACAAUGGCAGUUUGUGGUCAGCAAAAUUGAACGAUUUCAUGAAGUGGUGAAACAUUUUACUUAA
This is a messenger RNA of Rotaria socialis, 462 nucleotides long. NCBI's taxonomy places the organism in Eukaryota, Metazoa, Rotifera, Eurotatoria, Philodinida, Philodinidae. The record is from the annotation of a GenBank genome assembly.